Molecule: messenger RNA, 1488 nt
Organism: Prunus persica (peach)
Lineage: Eukaryota; Viridiplantae; Streptophyta; Magnoliopsida; Rosales; Rosaceae
Exons: 2
Coding region: 29-1267 (412 amino acids)
Source: RefSeq, a predicted model, not a curated record
UUCAUAUUAUAAAUAAAUCAGGAUUUAUAUGAUCCCUGGGACCAAAAGUACAAGAAGCAAAAAGUUGAUCAAGAAAUUUAGAGAGAAAAUGUACGUGACAAGGCCUCUUUCUAUGUAUCUAAGGGACCCUUCCAUGGUCACCUUGCCACCCCCAGAGGGUCCAAACUCAGGUAUUUUGGUUAUCCAGGAUGAAGAAGCGGAGCCAACAGUUUGCUUUGGUUUGUGUAAAGGCCACGAGCUCCAUGACCUGCCUUUCCCUCAGAACAAGAAUCUAAAGCUUCGCUAUUCCACAGGAGUGGGAGAAAACCGACAUGUUUCUCAUUUCUACACUGCCUUCAUUCCAGUUCUUAACCAGCCAUUGGCUUCGAAUCGGUACUAUGCUAUACAGUCGCGUGGAAGGCUUAAAGGGCAAGCAUACACCUGCUCAACAGAGGAGGACUUGGGAACCUGCUGCUUCUGCACUUUUGUAAAGGACGUACCCUCACAGCCUUUCAAUCCCAAUAACAUAUACCAGCAAUUUGAGAUCCAGCUCAAAGGAAGAUUCAAUCGUGGCUUUGUUGCCAAAGCCAUAGCUUCAGAUGGGUACACUCCGAAGUUUCUUGGAAGAAAAGGGUGGGAAAUAUAUACCUCAACUCCUCGUGACUUCGAUUUAGGUGAAGCACGAGGUCUUGACACUGCACUACGUGUCCGCCUUCCAGAUUUUGACUUCCCAUUAUCGCUUACAAGCUCGAACCCCGUGGUUGUGGGGAAGUGGUAUUGUCCCUUCAUGUUCAUUAAGGAGGGUACACCAAAAGAUCAAAUGAGUAGGACCAGGUAUUAUGAGAUGACACUUGAGCAAAGAUGGGAACAAAUAUUUGCAUGUGACAGUAGUAAUAAGGAAGGCAACGCUGUGGUUGUUGAUGUUUCUGUGCAAAGUGAGUAUGUUGCUGUUGCUGGGAAUGUGGAAGCUGUGCAUGAAGAGAGGGAUGUGGCUAAUGGGCUUAUGUGGUAUAAGGGUUUUAACAAUGUGGGAGGAGAGAGCGGUGUCGGGUUGAGCUUAGCAAUUGUGGAGAGGAUGAAGUGGGAGCAGCAAAGGUUUGGGUGGUUUGUGGGGAAUGAGAGGCAAGUGAGAGUGAAUAAAGUAGAGGAGUUUGGGGGAAUGGGAGGGUGGAGGAGAUUUAGUUGCUAUGUUUUGGUUGAGAGGUUUGUAUUGAAAAGAAUGGAUGGAAGCGUGGUCCUAACUCAUGGUUUUAGACACACUCAUCAUAUCAGGAGCAAAUGGGAGUGAGAUUUUUGCUCUUCUUUUGGUUUGGGGAUGGCAAAAUCCAUUUUGCCCUGUUUUGAUUAGUCCCCAUUGAUCCUUGGAGAUUAGUUAUUUGAUCCAAUGCAGUAAUAUUCUUUAAUUAUUUUAUUUUUGGAUGUAUUUCAUUAGCUUGGUUGAAAUUUUCAAGAUUAGCCGUCCACAAGAAGUUGAAGGUUAACUGAUUAAUCAAACUAUUAAAAUAAAUU